Molecule: messenger RNA, 1278 nt
Organism: Vigna radiata var. radiata (mung bean)
Lineage: Eukaryota; Viridiplantae; Streptophyta; Magnoliopsida; Fabales; Fabaceae
Exons: 9
Coding region: 1-1278 (425 amino acids)
Source: RefSeq, a predicted model, not a curated record
AUGUGGGUUGAAAAUGGACCUCUAGAAUCUACCCACAAAAUAGCUGCUGGAUGGCAUGUGGAUCCAGCAUUAUAUGGUGAUACAAAGACCCAUUUUUAUGCAGCAUGGACGAGUGAUAAUUUUAAGAAGACGGGAUGUUACAAUGUUCAGUGUCGAGGUUUUGUUCAGAUUGAUAAAAAGAAUUUUCUUGGUGGAUAUUUUCCCAACGUAGGUACCUAUGGUGGACCAACUUAUGAGGUUCUCAUUUCUAUUACUCAGAUAGAGUUUGGAGACAUUGUUGAUUGUUUUGACAUUUAUAAACAACCAGCAUUUAAUCAUCCUUUACUAAUAAACCAUACUUUGCAGCUGAAACCCAACUUUGAAAAUUUAAUUGAAAAAACAAGUGUGAAUAAUUCAGAAAUUGGAUCUAUGUUUGGGCUUUACAGAGAAAAAUGUCCAGAAGGAACAGUUCCUAUACAAAGAGUAAAAUAUGAUUUUACUAAAGGAAAUUUAUUAUUAAAUAGUCAUACAUUGGUUAAAGAUAUUCCUGGAGUUCAUAUUGCAGAAUUAUUUAUUCCAAAAAAUUAUGCUCCUUUGUAUGAAGUUAGCGGAAUUAAUAGCGUAUAUAAUCCCAUGGUUGGAAAAGGUGAAAGCUCUAUAUCUCACAUAUGGGUAGAAAAUGGACCUCUAGAAUCUACCAACAAAAUAGCUGCUGGAUGGCAUGUGGAUCCAGCAUUAUAUGGUGAUACAAAGACCCAUUUUUUUGCAGCAUGGACGAGUGAUAAUUUUAAAAAGACAGGAUGUUACAAUGUUCGUUGUCGAGGUUUCGUUCAGGUUAAUAAAGAGAUUUUCCUUGGAGAUGGUUUCUCCAACAUAAGUACCUACGGUGGACCAACUUAUGAGGUUCUCAUCUCUAUUAUUCAGGAUCCAAAGACAAAAAAUUGGUGGAUAAGUGCAGCAAAUAUAAACAUUGGGUAUUAUCCAGCAGCAUUGUUCUCGAAUUUGGGAUCAGGAUCGAUUGUUGGAUGGGGUGGGAGAACACAAGCUAAGGUUGGAAGUCUUAGUCCUCCAAUGGGAACUGGGCAUUUCCCUAAUGGAAUCAAAGACCAUGCAUGUUAUUUUAGAUCUCCCAUGGUUCAAGAUGCAUCGAGAGAAUUUUAUAUACCUAAAUCUAUUAUGACAAGAACCUUUUCUGACAACAGUGAUUGUUAUGGUGUUUAUUACUAUAAAGAUUUUGGAAAGCUUUAUAAAGAAGGCCUUAUCCAAUUUGGAGGACCUGGAGGCAAAUGUGGAAGUUAA